UUUGGGCCAAUCUUUAAAUCGAAUCUUAUCCGAAAUGAAUUUUCACAAAACAGAAAACCUACAGCGGGAGUUUUCACUCCUGAAUUUCUCUCCCCAAAUUCAAAAAUUUCAACUUUACAUUUUUUUUUAAUCUUUCCAUUCAAAUCUUCUUAUUUGAGCACAUUAAUUCUCAGGUUUUAUUUACUGAUCUCACUUUUACUGUCAACCCCCUCUGGAUCUCUUUACUCCUGUUCAUUCGCGGCGUUUUCACGCUCCCUGUUGACCGGUUAUUUGGACAUGGAAUUUUCCACAUUGUCUGUAAAGCUAUGGCCCCCUUCCCAAAACACAAGGCUAAAGCUUGUCGAGAGAAUGACCAAAAAUCUUGUAACCCCAUCCAUUUGGUCAAGGAAGUACGGUCUCUUGAGUCAAAAAGAAGCCGAGGAUGAUGCUAAGCGAAUCGAGACUGCAGCUUUUGCUGCAGCCAACCAGCACUUCGGAAAGGAACCGGAUGGAGAUGGAAGUUCGGCUGUGCAGUUAUAUGCAAAAGAAUCCAGCAGGCUCAUGAUUGAAGUUAUCAAACGAGGCCCCAUUGCAAAAUCAGACGAAGAACUCAGUAUACUAGACAAAAUUAAAGAAUGCGAUGGAACUACUUUAGAUAUAUCCGGAGAACCUAGGAAAAUAAUCAAUGCCGAUGAUGCUGAGAAACUGCUGAAAUUCUUGAAGGAGCCUGGAAAUAAAUAUACGAAGAUAUGUUUUAGCAAUACAAGCUUUGGUCAUGAGGCAGCACUUGUUGCUCAGCCUAUAUUGUCGUCCAUUAAGGGUCAAUUGAGUGAAGUAGAUUUAUCAGAUUUUGUAGCUGGUAGGAACGAGGAGGAAGCUCUUGAAGUCAUGAAUAUAUUUUCGUUGGCUCUAGAAGGUUCCGAUCUUCGCUAUCUUAAUUUGUCGAACAACGCUUUGGGUGAAAAGGGUAUUAACGCAUUUGGGGCGCUUUUGAAGUCACAGUAUAAUUUGGAGGAGCUGUAUCUGAUCAAUGACGGCAUCUCGGAGGAAGCUGCAAUGGCGGUUUCUGAUUUAAUUCCUUCUACCGAUAAACUUAGGGUCCUUCAGUUUCAUAACAACAUGACUGGUGAUGAAGGGGCCGUAGCUAUAUCUAAAAUGGUGAAUAAUUCUCCUUUGUUGGAAGAUUUUCGAUGUUCGUCUACGAGGGUGGAAUCUGAAGGAGGUAUUGCACUGGCUAAAGCACUUGGAAAAUGUAACCACUUGAAGAAGCUUGAUUUGCGUGACAAUAUGUUUGGUGUUGAUGCUGGAUUGGCUUUGAGCAAGGCGGUAUCUGCAUUUAACGGUCUGACUGAAAUAUUUCUCAGCUAUUUGAAUUUUGAGGACGAGGGUUCUAUUGCUCUUGCGAAUGCCCUAAAGGAAUCUGCACCAUCGUUGGAAGUUCUUGAUUUGGCUGGAAAUGAAAUCACUGCUAAAGCUGCUCCUGCUCUCGCUUCCUGUAUAGCUUCUAAACAGUUUCUUGCAAAACUGAACUUGUCUGAAAAUGAGUUGAAGGAUGAAGGUGCUAUAUUUAUUGCGAAGGCGCUCGAGGAGGGUCAUGAUCGAUUAUGUGAAGUGGAUCUUAGUACGAAUUUGAUAAGAAGGGCUGGUGCAAGGCGAUUGGCUCAGGCUGUUGUGAAUAAACCGGGACUUAAAUUGCUGAAUAUCGAUGCCAAUUAUAUAUCGGAUGAAGGGAUUGAUGAGGUGAAAGAUGUCUUCAAGAAUUUCCCUAAUGUUCUCGGUUCGCUGGAAGAUAAUGACCCGGAAGGAAAAGACUACGACGAAGAGGAAGAGGAGGAAGAGGUAGGUGGCGAAGAUGAAGAUGAAUUGGAGUCGAAACUCAAGGGCCUUGAAAUCAAACACUGAGGAAUGAGAAGUCGCGUAAUACUCUUUUAGGUUAGUGUCACAUGUUUCGUUUGUUUCUAGGAUUCUCGAGUUGUUUGUAUGAGGGUCAGCUUGAAUGUUUUGUGCUAGCUAGGAACGAUUUUCCUGCGUUCGUGUUUACUAGCUCUUCUACGCUUGAUGCGAGUAUGGACCUAAUAUGCAGAUGUAUGUUAUUUGAUGAAUUUUGAUUUAUUUCC
Molecule: messenger RNA, 2096 nt
Organism: Erythranthe guttata (spotted monkey flower)
Lineage: Eukaryota; Viridiplantae; Streptophyta; Magnoliopsida; Lamiales; Phrymaceae
Gene: RANGAP1
Product: RAN GTPase activating protein 1
Molecular function (GO): GTPase activator activity; protein binding
Source: RefSeq, a predicted model, not a curated record